Molecule: messenger RNA, 1086 nt
Organism: Harmonia axyridis
Lineage: Eukaryota; Metazoa; Arthropoda; Insecta; Coleoptera; Coccinellidae
Product: procathepsin L-like
Exons: 5
Coding region: 62-1051 (329 amino acids)
Cellular component (GO): lysosome
Molecular function (GO): cysteine-type endopeptidase activity
Source: RefSeq, a predicted model, not a curated record
UUUUAUCAAUUACUUUGAAUAGUUGUAUUCGGUAGGUAGUUAAUAGAAAAAAUCCGUAGAUAUGAAAAUUAGCGUGAUAGGUGCGUUAUGUGUUCUUAAUUUUGUUUUUGGGGAGGAAACAUUUUUAAAUUUAGAUGGCAAAUGGGACGAAUUCAAGAAGAAAUUCAAUAAAACAUACAUUGGACCUCAUGAUACACAAAAAAGGCAAGCUUGGGAAGAUAAUCUAAAGAAAAUACACAAGCACAAUGAAGAGGCAGCCAAAGGACUACACUCCUACACACUCAAGGAUAAUCACCUGAGUGAUAUGAGUAACCCUAUUUACCUCCAACGUAUGACAAAACUGACAAGAAGCUACCAUAGGAAGCUUCCAGAUUCAGAAACAGUUGGUGAUGUAUACGAACAUAUUCAUCACUUACCGGAAGAAGUUGAUUGGCGAGCUGCAGGAUUCAAGACGCCAAGCUUCAAUCAGAAAGACUGCGGCUCCUGCUAUGCCUUCAGUAUCGCUGGUGUUAUACAAGCUCAAGUUUUCAAGGAAACUGGUAAACUGAUAACCUUGAGUGAACAGCAAAUUGUCGACUGUAGUGUUAAGUUUGGAAAUUUUGGUUGUGGUGGUGGAUCACUCAGGAAUACUUUGAGGUAUUUGGAACAUGCUGGGGGGCUGAUGACAUACGAUGAGUAUCCAUAUACAGCUAAGCAACAGAAAUGUAAAUUUCACCCUCAGUACGCAAUCGUUAACACUAGCUCCUGGGCCAUAUUACCCGCUAGAGAUGAAAGAGCACUAGAAGCAGCUAUAGCAAAAAUUGGUCCAGUAGCAGCCUCAAUUAAUGCGAGUCCUCAUACUUUUCAGCUUUAUCAUAAAGGAGUGUACGAUGAUAUAAGCUGUUCUUCGAAUACAGUUAAUCAUGCAAUGCUUAUUGUUGGUUAUACGAAAGAUGCCUGGAUUUUGAAGAAUUGGUGGGGUAGCCAUUGGGGUGAAAAUGGAUAUAUGAAGCUCAGAAGACGUAAAAAUAGAUGUGGAGUGGCGAAUUAUGCUGCAUACGCUUUAGUUUAAUAAAGAAAUUCACAUAAAAUGACUUUGAUUUCAAA